Messenger RNA from [Torrubiella] hemipterigena, 1698 nucleotides. The record is from the annotation of a GenBank genome assembly. Lineage: Eukaryota; Fungi; Ascomycota; Sordariomycetes; Hypocreales; Clavicipitaceae.
CUUCGGCUCGCCGGCGUAGGCGAACAACCACCUUGAACCGCAACCACGGUUUUAUUUACCCCAGGUUUUCUUUUCGUGCCUCCCCUCACAGAAUUUCACCUCAGACUGCUAAGCGGUAUAUUCUAGAUCAACCUGGAACCUGUAGUAUAGCUUGAAAUCAGCAUGAGAUCUCGCGUUCUGCAAAGCAUUCCCCUUCGGAGGGCGGCCACCAGUAUUAGCCGGGGCCGUCUGUCGUUCAACAACAUCCAUGCUCGAUCUGCCAGUAGCGUCUCGCAGCGUCCAAACUCCGACUUUGUUUCUUUCCCUGGAGCCUUGAAGAGCUCCUUUACCAGCGACCUCAACUUCGAGUCUCCAGAGUCACACCAGGCAAUGCCCACGUACCGCGUUGUUGAUCAGCACGGUGUUGUCGUCGACACGUCCUUUGAACCAGAUCUAUCCGAGGCCGAAAUUGUCAAGCUUUAUACCGAUAUGCUAUACAUUUCUAUUAUGGACCUCAUCAUGUUCGACGCCCAACGGCAAGGUCGACUCAGCUUCUACAUGGUCAGCGCUGGCGAAGAGGCUGUCAGCGUUGGUAGCGCUAGUGCUCUGGAUAAGGAUGAUGUAAUGUUCACACAGUAUCGUGAGCAGGGCGUGUUUAGAGAGAGGGGAUUCACAACAAAGGAGUUUAUGGGCCAAUUAUUUGCAAACAAGAAUGAUAGUGGCAAAGGCAGAAACAUGCCUAUUCACUUUGGAAGCAAGGAACUCAACAUUCACACUGUAUCUUCUCCUUUAGCUACCCAGUUACCCCAGGCAUCUGGCGCUGCUUACGCCCUGAAGAUGCAGCACCGACAAGAUCCCAGCUCUAAGCCGAGAGUCGCGGUUGUCUACUUUGGCGAAGGUGCUGCUAGCGAGGGUGAUUUCCACGCAGCUAUGAAUAUUGCUGCUACUAGAGCUUGCCCCGCUAUCUUUAUCUGCAGAAACAACGGCUUUGCCAUCUCGACACCUACUCUUGAGCAAUACCGUGGUGACGGCAUUGCAAGCCGUGGUGUUGGUUAUGGUAUUGAUACCAUUAGAAUUGAUGGCAACGAUAUCUGGGCUGUUCGUGAAGCAACCAAGAAGGCUCGUGAAAUCGCUCUCAAGGACGGCGGUAGACCUGUUUUGAUUGAAGCGAUGACCUACCGUGUCUCACACCACAGCACAUCUGACGAUUCGUUCGCCUACCGUGCCCGUGUUGAAGUUGAAGACUGGAAGAGAAGAGAUAACCCCCUGACCCGAUUGCGCAAGUGGAUGGAAGCUAAGGGCUACUGGGACGAGGUUAAGGAGAAGGAGGCUCGUGACACUCUUCGCAAAGAAAUUCUAAAGGGUUUCAGUGAGGCAGAGAAGGAAAAGAAGCCCGCUCUGCGCACUAUGUUCGAGGACGUCUACGAAGAACUCACUCCUGACCUUAAAGCGCAGAUGCAAGAGUUGCGUGAAAUUCUCGAUCAGUACCCUGAUGAGUACGACUUGGCAGAGUUCGAGGGUGGCAAGGAAACGUUAAAACCGUGAGCGCGCAUGUGGCACAACCAGCGCUGAAUCCGGCGGGAGAUACAGAAAAGCAAAAAAAUAUAUGUUAUAGUACGGGUUGAUAAAGGAUAUUCAAGAAAUAGACGCAAGUCCUCCUACAGAUUUAUGUCCUGAUAGCCACUAUUUAUGAUGUAUACAAUUGAUCAGAUGCUAUAG